Ananas comosus (pineapple) is the source of this 1646-nucleotide messenger RNA. RefSeq lists its product as uncharacterized. The coding region runs from base 207 to 1211 and encodes 334 amino acids. NCBI's taxonomy places the organism in Eukaryota, Viridiplantae, Streptophyta, Magnoliopsida, Poales, Bromeliaceae. Gene Ontology annotation, cellular component: membrane. The transcript is spliced from 10 exons. The record is from RefSeq and is a predicted model, not a curated record.
UUUGAAGGGUCGUUAGGACUUAAGACGAAGGGGGUGGUGGCCUACAACCUACGAAAAAACAGAGAAAGAGAGGAGACUGACUAUACAUACAUGUGUCCCCAUGGUUUCCCUCCAAAGGGGUGAAGCAAAGCAGAGCAAAGCAAAGCAUCUCAUUCAGUUCCCUGCUUUUCCUUGUGUGAGCGUCGCAGCAACCUUGGCAGCCAGUGAUGACUGUUAACACCGCCUCCGCGCAUUACUGGCUGAAUUGGAGAGUACUGCUGUGCGCGCUUUGGGUUUUUUCGUCCGUGGUCGUCGGAGCCAUUUUGAUAUGGAGGUAUGAGGGCCCCGCCGACGGCUCAGCGAGAGCACAAGAAGAAGGCAGAGCAGAGGACGGCCGGCAGAAGUCUGUCGGAACUCUGUAUGACGACGAGUCGUGGAGACCGUGCCUUAAAGACAUCCAUCCUGCUUGGCUGCUCGCCUUUCGGAUGACGUCGUUCUUCGUAAUGUUGACGUUGCUCAUCGCCAAUCUCAUCGUGGACGGAGGGAGCAUCUUCUACUACUAUACUCAGUGGACAUUUGCUUUGGUAACCAUCUACUUUGGGCUCGGUUCGCUGCUGUCCAUCUAUGGGUGCCAUCAAUAUCUCAAUAAUAAAGUUGACAUCGUAAGACCGGAUAUCGAGCAAGGCACAUAUGAGGCUCCUAGAAGUUCUGAGGAAAAUGCAAACCCGCAUGCUGUCAAAGAGUCUACCUCCCAUGAAGGUCACUUUGCUCGACAAACCGCUGGAUUUUGGGGUUAUGUUUUUCAGAUCAUCUAUCAGACAAAUGCAGGUGCUGUGAUGCUGACUGACUGCGUAUUUUGGUUCAUUAUUUUCCCUUUCCUUGCCAUCAAAGAUUAUGAUCUCAACUUUCUACUUAUUGGGAUGCAUUCAGUUAAUGCCGUUUUCCUCCUCGGUGAUACUGCACUGAAUAGUUUGCGCUUCCCCUGGUUCCGGAUUGGCUACUUCCUGUUAUGGACAGCUACUUACGUUAUUUUUCAGUGGAUAAUCCACGCUAUUAUCCCGCUAUGGUGGCCUUACCCAUUUCUUGACUUAUCCUCUUCUCGGGCUCCUGCAUGCUAUCUCAUGGUGGCGUUGAUGCAUAUUCCCUGCUAUGCAAUAUUCCCUCUGAUUAUAAGAUUGAAGCAUUUUCUAUUGGCAAGGUGGUUUCCUCAGUCCUACCAACCUGUGAAGUGACCCAAGAGAAAGAAGUGCCAUUUUCUCUAUGGCUCCCAAGUUGUACAAAGUCAGGGGGGGGAAACCAUUGAUGCUAUUCUUAAAACUGCAUUCAGAUUUGAUGACAACUUGCAGGCAUCGAAGCAAGCAGCAGGUGCCAGCAUUUCUGUCCUGAAACAAACUGUUGAGCUCAAGACCGCAUUUAUAGAAUUUCUUUUUCCCCCCCUUCCCUUUAAAUCCACAGAUAAGUCAUAUAUCAAUACAUUCAAAGGCGAUUUAUAUACAACAUUAAAACGUAUUGUACAUCUUCCAUCUUUCUUUGCCUUUGAUGGCACGAUGCUUCAAACACUGGGUAUUCUUUUCACUGGAGUUUUGUAAAGAACAAUGUUGUAUAAUACAGCUUACUUGUGCACUUACUUCAAACACUCACUGCUUUCUUCGUGAGUUCCCAUUUCA